AUGAAUACAAGUGUUUUAUCAAGUAACGUUGAUGAAAGCAAACCAAUCAUUGCUGAUGAACCUACCAUUGAAUAUCAUAAUGAUCAUAGUAAUAACAAUGGUUCUUCUGCUGCUGCUCAUAAUGACAAUGACAAUAAUUUAGUCAUUGUUCAAGAUGAUGUGGAAAAGAAGCAACAGGAGAAUGGAGCAAUGAAUGGAGAGAAUAAUGAUGGAGAUUCCUCAUCCUCCUCUUCGUCAUCAUCCUCAUCAACGACAACUAGUAAGGAUGCUGCUGUUGUGAAUAAUGAUGGAGGAGUUGCUUCGACAGAUGAUGUCAUUGUCACUGUGGAAGAGAAGGAAUCUGUUGAAUCACCAAGAGUCAAUUCACCAGCAUCAUCACCAUCGACAUCAGCAGCUAGCUCACCAUCCAUUCCACAAUAUGAUGGACCAUCUGAUGAAAAUUCUGGACAACCAGAGAUGAGAACAGCCAUCUUUGAAUACGUUGAUGAGUUUGGAGAAGUUCAUUCGUAUGAAAUGGCAGUCAAUGUCGAUGAAUAUAAUAGAAUUAUGAAAGAGAAGGAAGGAAAGUCCAAUCCAUCCUCUUCUGAUAAUAGUGGAAAUCGUGCUUCAUCGAGUAAUGAUGCACCACCUGCUUCUGCCAUUAAUCCAGUGAAUGUUUCUCAACAACAAUUGACUACUCCUGCAGCAGUAGCAGGUAAUAGCAGUGCUGUUAUGGAUGACAAUUACAAAAUUGUCAUGUUUGGAAAAGUUUAUAAUUUAUUCUUUGACCGUAGAACUUUAGAAUAUUUAUUUGAUAGAGAUUCUUAUCCUAAACUUGAAUUGAUUGGUUCUCCUCUUAUGGCUUUUGGUGUUGCUUGGAUGGGGUUGAGAUUGAUGGCACUCUUGGACAGAAAUUGGGCAAGCAUUGUUUUCAUGAUUCUCGCCCUUGCUCAAGCUCACUUCUCCAUGUUGAAGAGUCCUCAACCUGAAGCCAAUUCUCCAUUCCACUACUCAAAGGGAACUGUCUAUUCUCGUGCUUUUUAUGUAUUAUUUUUUGGAACUAUUGCCUUGAUUUGUGGAGUUUUAACACGAGUUCCAGAGCCAAUGUAA
Molecule: messenger RNA, 1089 nt
Organism: Naegleria gruberi
Lineage: Eukaryota; Heterolobosea; Eutetramitea; Acrasida; Naegleriidae
Exons: 1
Coding region: 1-1089 (362 amino acids)
Source: RefSeq, a predicted model, not a curated record